This is a messenger RNA of Penicillium argentinense, 1530 nucleotides long. Its product is annotated as translation initiation factor 4B. The transcript has 7 exons. Gene Ontology annotation, molecular function: RNA binding. The coding region runs from base 1 to 1530 and encodes 509 amino acids. NCBI's taxonomy places the organism in Eukaryota, Fungi, Ascomycota, Eurotiomycetes, Eurotiales, Aspergillaceae. The record is from RefSeq and is a predicted model, not a curated record.
AUGGCGCCCGCAAAAUCCAAGGCCCAGAAGAUGUCCAUUGGGACCUUCUUGGCUGAUGAGAGCCUUGGCUCUUGGGCCGACGAAAUGGAGGAUAUGCCUCUCCCCAGUGGCCCUCCUACUUCCAGCUUUGGUUCUCGCCCCGCCGGAGGCAUGGGUUUCGGUGGUAGCAGCUUUGGCGGCGGAAUGUCCGACCGCAUCGAGCGCGGCGGAUACGCCGUUCGAGAGCCCCUCCCUCUCCCCACCGAGCCGCCUUUCACCUGCCACGUCGGCAACCUGUCCUUCGAUGCGACUGCCGAUGAUAUCUCCGAUCUGUUUGCUGGAUGCGGUGUGACCAACGUCAGAAUCGUCGAGGACAAGUUGACCAAGGCUCCCAAGGGAUUCGGAUAUGUGGAGUUCGAGACAGUGGAUGGCCUGCAGAAGGCCCUGGACCUCUCCGGCACUACUCUGCAGGGACGAACCAUCCGUACCAGUAUCGCUGAGCCUCCCAAGGAGUCUCGCCUCGAAGGCCGUGAUCUCGACUGGACUCGCCGUGGUCCCCUUCCCCCGCCCCCCGAGCGCCGUGUCCCCGAUCGUGCUAGCUUUGGUCGUAACAUGGAUGCCGCAUCAGAUGCCGGCAGUGAGCGUGGUGGCCGACGCAACAACUUCGAAUCCGAUGGAAAGUUCCGCGACUUCAGCAACUGGGAGCGCAAGGGUCCCCUUUCUCCCCCCGCUGGGGCUCCUCCUCGCGAGGGUGGCCGUCCUCACCACAACGACGAUGGUGGUUCUUUCCGGAGGAACUCGCCUGCUUGGGGUGAGGGUCGCUCGCAGGAUGGCUCGCGCCCGCCGCGCCCAGAGCGCCCGGAGCGUGCCCCUACUGCUGCCGAGAUGGACAACCAGUGGCGUAGCUCGAUGCGCCCAGACCAAGAGAAGAAGGAGCCUACUUCCCCCGCUGCUCCCGCUACCCGCCCUAAGUUGAACCUCGCCAAGCGUACCGUAGCUGAGGCUCCCUCCACUCCUGCCGGUGGUGGUGACUCGAAGGCCAGCCCCUUCGGUGCGGCCCGUCCUAUUGAUACCGCUACUCGUGAGCGUGAAGUUGAGGAGAAGCGCCAACUUGCGGUCCGCCAGAAGAAGGAACAGGAGGAGAAGCAGCCCAAGUCCGAAAAGUCCGAUAAGCCGAAGCAGCCCAAGGAACAUACCAAGGAGCAGACCAAGGAGCAGACCAAGGAGCAGACCAAGGAGCAGACCAAGGAGCAGACCAAGGAGCAAACCAAGGAGACCAAGCCUGGAACCGACUCCAACAAGGAUGCUGUUGAGCCUCCUCGUGGCGGAGGCAACUUCGAGAUCCUCCGGCGGGCCGGUGGUGACGACAGUGGAAUGACUGCUGACCAGGAGCCCGAGCAGGCUAAUGCUGCUGAGGCUGCUGAGGCUCCGAAGGAGGCCGCCUCCAAUGGCAACUGGCGCACCGCCGAAGCCCCCGCUGAUGACAACGAUGGCUGGAGCACCGUCGGUGCCAAGCCUCGCAACAACCGUCGCGGUGGCCGUGGUUUCUAA